Molecule: messenger RNA, 2862 nt
Organism: Ricinus communis (castor bean)
Lineage: Eukaryota; Viridiplantae; Streptophyta; Magnoliopsida; Malpighiales; Euphorbiaceae
Product: DEAD-box ATP-dependent RNA helicase 24
Exons: 5
Coding region: 296-2671 (791 amino acids)
Molecular function (GO): RNA binding; RNA helicase activity; ATP binding
Source: RefSeq, a predicted model, not a curated record
GAUGUUUCUUAAGCUCCAAGUCGAAGCCUAUGAGCCCGUUUGUAGCUUAAACAGACCCGCCCGACACGCAAUUUUCCUGGGUCGGGGCAAACCAGAAAAAAUUACAGUAUCCUCAUGAUUACCUUCUGGUCUCUGUAAUGGAUCAGCGAGCUCUAAACAAAAAAUGGAACCUAAACCCCUCACGCUCAACAUUUGAUUAGGGUUUUAUUAAGUCAAUUUUGUCUCUUUCCAGUUCACAUGCUAACUUAGGGUUUUGAAGUUGUUUUCUGCAUAAUCGUAACAUAACCGAUAAGCAAUGUCAAAGCGGAAAUUCGGAUUCGAAGGAUUCGGGAUAAACCGGCAAAAGACUUACAACUUCGAGCAAUCUCAACCUCCACAACGCCUGUACGUCCCUCCUUCGACGCGCCGGAGCCACGACAACUAUGAAGACACAGACCUUGACGAAAUCGAUUACGCCGAGGAAAAUGAAAAUGCCAAGGAAAGCAACGGAGCUGAAGAAAAUGAUGAAAUUGAUCCUCUGGACGCCUUCAUGGAAGGAAUACACGAGGAAAUGAAGGCGGCGCCACCCCCGAAAGCAAAGGACAAGGCGGAGAAGUAUAGAGACGAUGAAGAUGAUAACGAUCCUAUGGAGAGUUUCUUAAAAGCGAAGAAAGAUGUAGGGCUGACGUUGGCAGCUGAUGCUUUACAUGCUGGUUAUGAUUCUGAUGAGGAGGUUUAUGCAGCUGCGAAAGCUGUGGAUGCUGGAUUGUUGGAGUAUGAUUCGGAUGAUAAUCCAGUUGUUCUCGAUAGAAAGAAGAUUGAACCUAUUCCUCCUCUUGAUCAUAGUUUGAUUGAUUAUGAACCGUUUAAUAAGGAUUUUUAUGAGGAGAAACCCUCCAUUUCAGGGAUGAGUGAGCAGGAUGUUGCUGAGUAUCGCAAAAGUUUGGCGAUCCGUGUUUCAGGUUUUGAUGUACCUAGGCCAAUUAAGUCCUUUGAAGAUUGUAGUUUUUCAAUGCAACUGAUGAAUGCUAUUGUGAAGCAAGGCUAUGAGAAGCCUACUUCAAUACAGUGUCAAGCGCUGCCUGUUGUGCUUUCUGGUAGAGAUAUUAUUGGCAUAGCAAAAACUGGUUCUGGUAAGACUGCUGCUUUUGUUCUUCCUAUGAUUGUACAUAUUAUGGAUCAGCCUGAACUUCAGAAAGAAGAGGGUCCAAUUGGAGUGAUCUGUGCACCCACUAGGGAAUUAGCCCACCAAAUAUAUUUAGAAGCAAAGAAAUUUUCUAAAUCACAUGGGAUACGUGUCUCUGCUGUCUAUGGAGGAAUGUCUAAGCUUGAACAGUUUAAAGAACUCAAGGCAGGAUGUGAUAUUGUUGUUGCUACUCCAGGGAGACUAAUAGACUUGUUAAAGAUGAAGGCACUAAAUAUGUCAAAAGCAACUUAUUUGGUACUGGACGAGGCUGAUCGGAUGUUUGACUUAGGAUUUGAGCCACAGAUAAGGUCUAUUGUUGGUCAGAUUAGGCCUGAUCGCCAGACCUUACUCUUUUCUGCUACAAUGCCCCGCAAGGUUGAAAAGUUAGCUCGAGAGAUUCUCAGUGAUCCCAUAAGAGUUACGGUAGGGGAGGUGGGAAUGGCCAAUGAAGAUAUCACUCAGGUUGUUCAAGUAAUUCCUUCUGAUGCUGAGAAAUUACCUUGGCUUUUUGAAAAGCUGCCUGGAAUGAUUGAUGAUGGUGAUGUUCUAGUUUUUGCUUCUAAAAAAGCCACAGUUGAUGAGAUUGAAUCACAACUAGCUCAAAAGGGGUUUAAAGUUGCAGCUCUUCAUGGUGACAAAGACCAGGCUUCACGGAUGGAGAUUUUACAAAAAUUUAAAUCUGGUGUAUAUCAUGUUCUUAUUGCAACUGAUGUUGCUGCUCGUGGACUUGACAUCAAAUCACUCAAGUCAGUUGUUAAUUUUGAUAUCGCAAGAGACAUGGACAUGCAUGUGCAUCGUAUUGGUCGGACUGGUCGUGCUGGUGACAAAGAUGGGACUGCAUACACUCUUAUUACUCAGAAAGAAGCACGUUUUGCUGGUGAACUGGUUAACAGUUUGAUUGCUGCUGGGCAAAAUGUCUCCGGGGAACUUAUGGACCUCGCUAUGAAAGAUGGGAGAUUCAGGUCCAAACGUGAUGCAAGAAAAGGAGCUGGGAAAAAGGGUAGAGGCAGGGCUGGAGUUGGUCGAGGUGUGCGUGGAGUGGAUUUUGGUCUUGGUAUUGGCUAUAAUCCAGAAUCCAGUAGUACAUCUCAGGCUGUUCCUAGUCGAUCUACUGCUGUUAACUCGGCGAGAUCAGGGAUGAUGGCUCAAUUCAAGAGUAGUUUUGUUGCUGCUUCCUCAAACUCUCAAAGUCCGAGUGCUUAUGCCAACAACAGACCAGCAUUACGUGGAUUUGUCUCAGGUGGUUCAAUUGGUGGAGACUUGAAUAUAACUCAGACAACCAGCUCACUACCUGGUUUUGUCUCGGGUGGUUCAAUCAGUGGAGAUGCUAAUAGAACUCGGACAACCAGCUCACUACCUGGUUUUGUCUCUGGUGGUUCAAUUAGUGGAGAUCCUAAUAGAACUCAGACAACCACUCAGAACUCUAGAGGAAAUCCUAGUCAGACCACAGAAAGUUCUAGAGAUAGGGGUAGAGAGAGGCGGAGGCCAUCUGGUUGGGACCAUUGAUACCCCUCCAGGGAUGAGAACUUUCUCUAGAAACAAGACUGCAGAUGUGUAUGAUUAUAAAUGCCUAAUGAGUUCACUCAUGUGCUUGUUGUUUAGUUCUAACUCUUGUAUGAUUUACAUUUUAUUAGAUCUUCCAAAGUUAUACUCAUUGCAUAAUUAUCAAUAUGAAAAUUAGAUUUUUGGUUAGUAAA